AAACUCUACAAAUUCUUAUAUUUGACUGUGUGUGUAAAUCUUAUAUUUUUUCUCUCAACAAACUCUACAAGUUUUAUUGGAUCCACUCCCAAAGGGAUACUUGGCCAAUGUUUAUAUAAAGUAUGUCGAGUAAUAUUGGUGAAUCAACAACUACACCCCCUGAAAGUUCAUCAUCAAGGGAUAUUGGUAGCAACGAUGCCGGGGAUUUCGAAUGCAAUAUAUGUUUUGAGCUAGCCGAGGACCCUAUUGUUACUCUUUGUGGUCAUCUUUUCUGUUGGCCAUGCCUUUACAAAUGGCUGCAUAUUCAUUCCCAUUCCCAAGAAUGUCCAGUUUGUAAGGCCCUUAUAGAAGAACAGAAACUAAUUCCUCUAUAUGGUAGGGGAAAGACACAAACUGACCCACGGUCGAAACCUAUUCCCGGCCUUGAAAUCCCGCAAAGGCCAGCGGGUCAAAGACCCGCAACAGCCCCUGCUCCUGACACUAACAACUUCCCAAAUUUUGGGUUUAGAGGAUUCAUGCCCAUGGGGGCAUCUGCACGGUUUGGUAACUUUGCAAUGUCUGCUGGUUUCGGUGGGUUGUUCCCGUCUUUACUUGAUAUGAAUGUUCAUGGAUUCCAAAACCCAUUGCAGUAUGGUCCACGACAUGCUCAUGGACCAAGAUUUCCAACUGGAUUUCACGGGGGACAUCCUCUUCAUGAGAUUUUUCAUCCAAGGCGAGGACAUCAAGAGAAUAAUUAUGCGAAGCUUCUUUUCAUGAUUGGGAUUUUUAUGAUUCUUUUUAUGAUCUUGUAAAUGGAUUGAUGUUGGAGUUAGACUAUGAGUUCUUGCCUAUGCUUUGCAUCAUCUUGAUGACCCUGUGUUAAUAUUUCAUAUAAUACCUUGUAAUAGCACUCUUCAAUGUUUCUGUAUUCGAUAAAGAUGUAGAACGGGCUCGUUGUUUCAGUAAAUGAAGUGUGAAGUUAGUUAAAAUUAAUGCUC
This is a messenger RNA of Erigeron canadensis, 977 nucleotides long. RefSeq names its product E3 ubiquitin-protein ligase RNF185-like. The record is from RefSeq and is a predicted model, not a curated record. Gene Ontology annotation, biological process: ubiquitin-dependent protein catabolic process. Bases 123 to 791 code for a protein of 222 amino acids. Gene Ontology annotation, molecular function: metal ion binding; ubiquitin protein ligase activity; ubiquitin-like protein conjugating enzyme binding. The transcript has 2 exons. Lineage: Eukaryota; Viridiplantae; Streptophyta; Magnoliopsida; Asterales; Asteraceae. Gene Ontology annotation, cellular component: endoplasmic reticulum.